Cyprinodon variegatus (sheepshead minnow) is the source of this 640-nucleotide messenger RNA. RefSeq names its product dematin-like. The transcript is spliced from 6 exons. The annotation marks the transcript as partial. Lineage: Eukaryota; Metazoa; Chordata; Actinopteri; Cyprinodontiformes; Cyprinodontidae. The record is from RefSeq and is a predicted model, not a curated record.
UGUUCUAGGGUCAGAAUCAGGCGUUUUUCUGAUAAAAUCUGUCCAAUAAGCUGUGAUGUCUUUAUCUUAGCUUUCUUUCCCUUUUCCAGACAAUGGCUCCAACAUCUACAGGAAGCCUCCCAUCUAUAAACAGGACCUUCACAAACACUCGGAGGGAAGCGGGGUCAUUCAGUCCGCCAAGUUUCCUGCCGCCCAGCCUCCAGACCCCAACCAGCCCUCCAAGAUUGAGACAGAAUACUGGCCCUGCCCGCCGUCACUGGCUGCCAUGGAGAUCGAGUGGAGGAAGAAAAAGCUGCAGGAGGAAGGUGAUCUGGAGGAGGAGACAGAAGAAGAGCAGCCGCAGCAGGAGCUGGAGAAGAUCAAGUCCAACCUGGGCCGUUUGAUCCUGAAGGAGGAGAAGGAGAAAGGCGUUCCCAUCAAGAGGAAGACCCAAUCGCUGCCCGACAGAACCCACAUGCACACCAGCUUAUCAGCUGCUGCAUCCAAGUCCCCCUCACGCUCCGCCCUGACCAGAAUGCAGUCAGCAGAGUUCUCCACAGAUGGAGAUAAAGAAAAGCCAGGUGAGAAUCAUCCAUCCGUCCGUCCAUCCAUCCAUCCAUCCAUCCAUCCAUCCAUCCAUCCAUCCAUCCAUCCAUCCAUC